Molecule: messenger RNA, 4681 nt
Organism: Coregonus clupeaformis (lake whitefish)
Lineage: Eukaryota; Metazoa; Chordata; Actinopteri; Salmoniformes; Salmonidae
Product: myomegalin
Exons: 28
Coding region: 82-4572 (1496 amino acids)
Cellular component (GO): microtubule organizing center
Source: RefSeq, a predicted model, not a curated record
UUAGGAGGAGCAGUCGGCGGCAAGAGACACCAGACCAGGCCGUGUUUAGGUCCAACCAAACUGUCAGCAGAGCAUAAAAAAAUGGACCUCGCAGAAGAGCUGGGGCAGUUGGACCCACUGACCACCGAUGGACCAUUCACCAUGAAGGAGAUAACACAGAUCAUCUCUGACCUAAAGAAGGACAACUUCAACCUCAGACUCCGCAUCUUCUUCUACGAGGAGCGGCUGCAGCAGAGGUGUGAUGACUCUGUUGAGGAAAUGUACAAAACAAACAUUGACCUGAAGGUAGAGGUUGAAACACUGAAAGAGGAAAUGAGGGAGCUGCAGAGCGUCUCUGCCCUUGCACUUCAAGAUUACCCAGAGCAGAUGGAGCAGCUCCGAGAGUACUGCAACACCAAGAUCCAGCAGCUAGAGAAGGAUCUGGAUUCAUCCAGAGUGGAGGUGGGGAAGCUGACAACCAUGUUGGAGCAGGAGAGAAUGCGUUGCCUGGAGCUGGAGAAGGAGCUUCAGGGGGAGGGUCACUCACAAACUGACGUACCCACCCAGACUGACCACUCCAUGUCGGACGCCCCCACCCAGACUGAACACUCCCAGUCCGAUGCACCCACACAGACUGACCCCCUACCCAAGGAACAGGACCCAGACAGGAACCAGAACCCGGAGCAGUUCCAGGACCUACUCAGUCUGCUGGAGGAGAGAGAUUGGCUGAUAGAGCAGCUGCAGGCGUCUGUGAAGUCCCAGGAGGUUCUAAUAGACCAGCUGAGAUACAGUGGUGCUGGCCAGGGUAGCGGAGACCAGCCAACAGCCGACCCCGACCGCCAGCUGUCAUCUCUCAUUGCUCAGAGAGAGAUGGACCUGCAGGCUCUGGAACAUGAUCAUGGCAGAGAGAAGAGGAAAUAUGACAGACACCUGAAGGAGCUGCAGGAUAUGAUGGCAGAGAAGGAUUUCCAGUUGGCUGAGUGUGAGUUUAAAGUCAAGGAGCAGGAAGCCGCCAUCCAGAAACUCAACCUCAAAAUACAUGAGAAAGAUAGAGGGAAGAAAAAAGCUGUUCAGUCAAGCGAUGGAGAGACAGACACGAUAGGCCAGCUUCAGGCAUGUCUGCGGGAGAAGGAGAAAGAACUGCUGACCCUCAACAACCUGCUGUUUAGCCAUGAGGAUACAAUCCAUACUCUUGAGAAUGAACUGGCCAAUGAGAAGAUCAAAUAUGACUCAAAGAUGAAGGAGCUCCAGGAUGCUUUGGAAAAGUCCAAUGAAGAGAUUGCAGAGAAAGACUUCCUCCUAACAGAGAAUGAGAUUAAACUGAAGGAGCUGGAAGCCACCGUAAAGACAUUCAACUGCACACUGCCGGAAAAAGAUCAAUUGCAAAAGGAGGGCCAUGUGCGCACAUGCCCUGACAUUACCACUGGUCACCAGCAGGAGUCAGUGUCACAGCAGCAGCUUGAAGAGGUGAAGGAGGCUUCUGAGAGAGCCAGGGAAGAGCUGCUGGCUGUGGUAGAGCUGAACAACAGGGAGAUUGAGCGUCUUCAGAAGUCUCUGCUGGACAUCCAAACACACCCACCUGCCCAAGAAGACCUCCUGUCUCACAUCCAAGAUGCUAUAAACCGAGCCAAGGAUGAUAUCCUCACUGCCAAUGAAGGGAAAGGAAACGACAGCUCUUCAAAGCUGUCUCUACUGCUGCAGAAGCUAACCAAUCUGCAAGAUAGGAACGACCAGCUGUCUUGCUGUCAACAUCUGAUAAAUAGUGUGAGUGCUCUGAUGCGACAGCGAGACGUGGAGAUGAAUCAGACCAGGGAUGUGUUUAAGCGUCUGCAGGGAGCCAAGCAGGAUCUGGAGGAGAGACUGUGCCAAACACUACAAGACAAGGACAGGGCCUUUGCACACCUACAGGACGCUCUGGACAGGAAGAACAAGGACAUGGAGGUCAUGGCUGGUCAGUUCCAGAGCCAGAUGGAGGAAAGCAACAGGGAGCUAGAACGACUGGAGCAGGGACUGAGAGCGACAAAAGACAUGUUGGUUCAAACCAAAGCAGAUAAGCAGAGACAGCUGACUGACCACCAACUCACAGUGGAAGAGCUCCAGUCUGCCACCAGUAUCAAUGCUCAAGUGCUAAAGUCUUUAGAGUCAGUGAUGAAGGGCUUGGACCAGGAGCUCCAGGAGAAAGACUAUAUAAUCUCCCAGCUACAGGAGGUGGUCAACAGGAACUCAGAGGAUCUAGAGAUCAUGGUUGGCCGGUUGCAUAGCCAGGCUAAGGAUAGCAACAAAGAGCUGGAGCAACUGGAACAGAGCCUAAAAGAGACAGAAGCCAUUUUGCUUCAGACAACCCAGGAAAAGGAGACACAGAUGACAGACCAUCAACUUGAAAUGGAGAAACUGCAGGGUGAAGCUGACGACAGCAACAGGAAGUUGGAGCAGCUGGGGGAGAAACUCAAGGAAAUGGAGGACAUUUUGGCUCAUACCACUGGCAAAUAUCUGCAGGACAAUCAACUUACAGACAGGAAACUACAGAGUCAAGCGGAGGACAGAGACAGGAAGAUGGAGCCGCUGGAACAGAGACUCAAGGAGGCUGUUGACAUUUUGGCUCAGACCACUGAUGAUAAGGACAAACGGAUGCUAGAAAAUCAACUAGCAGAACAGAAACUACAGAGCCAGACAGAGGACAGCAAUAGGAAGUUGGAGCAACUGGAUCAGAUGUUGAAAGAGAAGGACGUCCUGUUCAUGCAGAGCACAGCAGACAAGGAGAUACAACUGACAAACUACAAACUCACAGUAGAGAAGCUAAUGUCUUAUAUCACCAUCAAUGAACAGAUGUUCAAGGAGUUCAGAGAACAUCACAGCCAGAUUCUGGCCAAGCACACGCUGGAGCUUGAGGACUAUGGGAAGAGGCAGGAGCAGCUAUCCACAGCACAGAUUCAGAUCUCUGCCUCCCUGCAAGAGAAGUGCUCAGAGGUCUCUGAACUCAGACAACUUCAGACUGAGAGGGAGCAGAUCAUCAAGGGCCUGGAGCAGCUUGCAGUCCAAAGGGAGAGGAGGAGAUCUAAUCUGUGUCCGAGAGAGACUCUGGACCCUGACAACCACACUAUCCCAGAGAACAGUGAAGUUCCUCCAACUGAGGCUGGCCCGACCAAGUGUGAGAGGUGUCUCCAGCUCUUGCAGAGGGAGAAUGGCAGUCUGCUGGACAGACUGAGGGCUAGCAAACGCCUCAACGAGACCCUGCGCAGCCAGCUGGACCUGUGCAGAUCCAUUAUGGCUCAGAGAGAGGGGGGUGAUGGACGCAGUUUCACCCCCUCCAACUCACUCACAGUGGAAGAAGAAAUGGAGGAGCAGCAGCAGGAGAUCUUGAGGCUGAGACAGAGUCUGGAGGAGAGCAUCCAGGCAAACGGAAGGCUCCAGGGGCAACUGGAGAACCAUAAGGCCCAGCAGGCAGCAACUCAGACAGGAGCCCAGCAGGCAGGGACAGAGAUGGGCCAGAACCACCCAGGUGUGCAUGCUGAGUCAGAGCGACUGAAGGUGGCUCUGGUUGAGACAGCCUGUGAGCUCACACGGCUCCAGAGAGAGAGUGACACGCUGAGGGAGGAGAGAGAGAAGCUGACAGAGGGGCUCGCACGCUCUGAGGACAACAACAGGAGCCUGGAGGGCUCACUCAGCUCCACACGGGAAGAGAUAGACAGGUUGAAGGGCGAGCUCGGUGCCUAUCAAAAACAGCUCACCAACAGCAAUGAGCUCCUCAAGACAUUUUGUGUGGAGAUACAGGGGUCCAAGCAGAUGAGAACAGCUGCAGUCAACCCCACUGCAUCAGAGUUUGGAGGCGGUCUCCAGGACAACCCCAAGCUAAAUCAACUCCUCUCUGAGAUCCAGCGAAUCAUAGCACAGCUUGCCGGUAAGGACACGACACAGACUAAAGCCACAGAGGAGAAACUCCCUGAGCAUUCUGGUUGGCCCGAGUGCCCUCCAAAGAUCAUUAACAUCAACUAUGUGGAGUGUGGCGCUUCCAGGCAUUCAAGCAGGAGCAGUCCUUCAGGUACAAGGAGAAGAGAUCAUGCCAAGAAGGACAAGGACAACCUCUCUCAAAGCAGCCAUAACUCCAGCAUAGAUGACUCGGUCCCAUCCUUAUUGAACAGUAGCCUAUCCCCACUGUGGGCCAAUGACAAGAGCCCUCAUGUCACUGGCCAUGAAGAUGAUUGCAUCACCCUGCAGAGACUGAUAUCAGAAGGGAAGACAAUGACCAAUAAGAUGAGUAGGCUACUACAGGAGUGCCACAACAACAACUCCCAUCCCAAGUCACAGUCAGCAGUGGACCAGAAGUACAUCAAGCAUAUCUCAUCAACCAUCGGUGCUAACCAGCAUGCUUUGGAGCAAGCCUGUCAUCUUCUGAGGCUCCAAGAGAGGCGUUCUCAGACUGACUCUGUGAAUAUAUACCAGAGCCAAGAGGACUUCUACUUGGAAAACCUGAAACUGAAGAAGAAAAUUGAGAUAAUGAAGAGGGAGCAAUCUCAAAAUAAGAAGAUGCUUUCUGAGGCCGUCAAACGACUGAGAAGAGUGAAUCUGGGGAAAGUGGGGAGACUGAGUGAAUAGCAGCAAAUGAUCAUCAUUCCACUAAGCCAACCUUUGUUUCAUGGAUUAAAAUAGAAAGAACGAGAGCUUCCCUCAUCAGUCUUAAUAAAAGUCUGCCAUUGCAAUGCUA